CCGCUUCCCCGGCUUGCUAGCGUGUGAGCCCCGGCGUUGCCAUGGCCCGCUGUGGGCUGCUCAGCCAUCUCCGGCUGCGGUAAAGGGCUAAGGGCGGCGGCUUCCCUGGCUUCUGGCUCGUGGUCAACUUUUGUUCCAGACCCAAAGCCCCCACAAUGAAGUUUUUACUGGCAGUUCUUGUGUUUGUUUUCUUCUCGUUAUGUGUUGAAGAGGCCUGUUCAAAAGAGAAAUCUUCCAAAAAAGGAAAAGGGAAAAAGAAGCAGUAUCUCUGCCCUUCACAGCAAUCUCCUGAAGAUCUUGCGAGAGUACCUCCUAAUUCUACCAGCAACAUCCUGAAUAGACUUCUACUCACUUACGAUCCCAGAAUAAGACCAAAUUUCAAAGGAAUUCCAGUUGAAGUGGCAGUUAACAUUUUCAUUAACAGCUUUGGAUCAAUACAAGAAACAACUAUGGAUUAUAGAGUUAACAUCUUCCUAAGACAAAAGUGGAAUGACCCACGACUUAAGCUGCCCAAUGAUUGGAGGGGUUCGGAUACAUUAACAGUGGAUCCCACCAUGUUUAAGUGUCUAUGGAAGCCAGAUCUCUUCUUUGCAAAUGAAAAGAAUGCCAACUUCCAUGAUGUCACUCAAGAAAAUAUUCUUCUGUUUAUAUCCCGUGCUGGAGACGUCCUGGUCAGCAUGAGAUUAUCCGUUACUCUUUCAUGCCCGUUGGACUUGACCUUGUUUCCUAUGGAUACCCAGCGUUGCAAGAUGCAGUUGGAGAGCUUUGGUUACACAACUGAUGACUUGCAGUUUAACUGGCAAUCUAGCGAGCCUGUUCAACUGGACAAAAUUGCUUUGCCACAGUUUGACAUAAAGAAAGAAGAUAUUGAAUGUGGUAACUGCACCAAAUAUUACAAAGGAACUGGUUACUACACAUGCAUAGAAACCAUCUUCACUUUAAGAAGACAAGUUGGCUUUUACAUGAUGGGUGUUUAUGCGCCUACACUGCUAAUUGUUGUUCUCUCUUGGCUGUCAUUUUGGAUCAAUCCCGAUGCAAGUGCUGCAAGAGUGCCACUGGGUAACCUACAUUUAUACCUACUGUCAGACACACAGACUCACAGAAUGCCAUUGAUCCAUUUCAGUUGCUUCAAGAGCAAGAGUCCCUGGAAGCAACUACAUUCCCAUUUCAUGGUCUUCACUUUCAUCCAGACUUCCUCUUUUUCAGUCCUAUAUAUGUCUCCACUUUUUAAAAGGCAAGACCGUAGGCAGGUAGUUCUUGGAUCUGCCCAAAAAAAAGGUCCAGAGAAGUGUAUGAAUGCAACUGUGAGUAGAAAUUUGGAAAGGACAAAUGUCUGGGGAGAAGUAGAACAACGCAUCUUAGGGUCAGGCUAAACAAGAUGCCAAGCAAGUGUUCAUUAACUUGUCAAGUGACACAAUUUUACCUGGAAACUGUAGUUUUCAAAGAUGUGGGAUCCCCUCACUACUUUCAGUUGUCUCUGCUGGCUGCUCGUCCCCCCCCCCCCUUCUCCCACUCUCUGGCUGCUAUUGCUGCUGGGGACAAUGAUGAAACUUUGCUUGGGACUCAAACUAGACAAUAAUAUAGGGAGAUCUGUGAGAUCUCCUUCAUGAAAAAAAAAAACCUUUGAAGCAACCAUUUGAGGUUGCUAAUUUGAUUGUAGUGAUAGAGGACCUGCAAACCUUUCCUGCUGUAUUAUUUCCCCAAACUAAAUUUCUGUCCCCUGGUCUUGCUCCUAGUUCUCUGAGGGAAAAUCAGACAAGUACGCACGCCCACACACAUGUACCAGCACAGGACCAUGCAGUUUCUUUUAAGUAACAACAAAAGUGAACUGUUAUCAUGGGGCUCCUGAUUUCAUUUCGCUCUUUGUUGUGCUUGAGAUAAAACUUUAAAAAAAUAAUAAUAUAAUAAUAACAACAUUAGAUUUAUAUAUCACCCUUCAGGACAACUUAAUGCCCACUCAAAGUAUGUUAUUAUUAUCCCCACAACAAAACAUCCUGUGAGGUGGGUGGGGCUGAGAGAGCUCUGAGAAGCUGGGAUUGACCCAAGGUCACCAAGCUGGCUUCAAGUGGAGGAGUGGGGAAUCAAACCCAGUUCUCCAGAUUAGAGUCCCGUGCUCUUAACCACUGCACCAAACUGGCUCUCACACCAAACUGGCAAAAAAGAUCUGGCAACUAGCUUACCUUUGUAAUGUGUUUAAACAGUAGAUUCCACCCAGAGUGUGGGGGCAGGAAGGGAGGGAACUAGUCCAUCCUCUCCCCAUUGAGAUCGCUAAGAAAAUAAGUGCCAAGUUUCAUCAUUGCCCCUAGCAGUAAUCGCAGCCAGAGCACAGGGGUGUGGGUAGGGGGCUGGCGAGCUGGAAGCAGCCAGUAGAGAUGGUAGAGGGCAGUGAGGGAAUUCUCCCCCGGCAAUCCCACAUGGUUCUGUCUUUGAAAACUAUGGUUCUCAGUUAAAAAUUUAUCACUUGACCCAUUAAUGAACAUUUGUUUGGCGUCUCAUUUAGCCUGACCCUUAGUUAAGUAAAGUAUUGGGUAUAUGGGCUUGGCUGCUCUAUAAUUUGGUAAUACAUGGGCAGUGGUGGUGAAAUUCUGGGACUCUACUUCCAUUUACAGAUUUGAGGUCCAAGAAUAGUACCUCAAGAGUAUUCAAGAGAAUUAUGCUUAGCAGUCUCUUGCAAGAGAUUGCGCUGUGGAUCUGCAUGAUUGUGAAGCAGCCCUUACCAUAACUCUGGGUGGGAUCUAAGGACUCCCUUUUGCUUCUCCUUCCAUGAGAGGAUGAUUCUUCACUUAGCAGGAGAAAUACUUGGCUUCAGGGUCAGCCAUGAUUUUGUGCCUUGCCAAGAGGGAGGAGGUCACGGUCUAGAGCGCAUUGGGACAGAUCCCUUCCUUUUCUAGGUAAAGGAGUUGCAUUGGGUUUGGUUGUUUCAUUAUGGCUACCAGACCUGGCCUGCUCCAUCCUUACUCCAAUGUCUGGAAGGCAUGGACUCUCAGUUUUCUGAACCUUUUAUUUAUCAUACUGACAAGUGUUACCUCAUGUGAGAGGCCUUCUUAGCUAAAAUCUCCCCUUCUAAUUCCGUUGUGUUCACAGAAACAUAUUCUCUGGGCUUCGCUGGGCCGUUAUAAUCUUAGUUUCAGAGCAAAGAGGCUGCUUCAUGAAAUACGUCUUUUCCCUCCCUCAGUCAAAUUACAUACUUCCUUCUUAUGUAUUUCAAGUCUUAUGUAUUGUAAGACCUGAUUCCCUUCUAUCACUCUGGGAUUCAAGAAAAAUGGAAACUAACAGCAGGCCACUGUGACCUUAGCUGCCCUGCCAAACAAUGCAAUGAAAGCCGAACUGUCUUCUUUUUUUCAGUCAAUGGAUUUUAGAAGUUACUUGUCAAACUUUAAUAGCUAUGAACUUCAGAUAUUGUCUGAUUAAGGAAUAUGGCCAUCCAAAGAGUAUACUAUCAAAGGGAGGCAUUUGUUGAACACCGUACAUAGUUUUAAAGGUAGUAAAAUGAAUAUCCAGUUCACAGUGAUAGACUCUCCAGGUUGUUGUGGGAUGUAUACAAUUACUGCACAUCUGGCAUGUAGACAACCAAUUUGAUUGCUACGUUCCCUGCAGGAAAAUCAGGAGCAGAGAUAGCCACCUGUCUGCCAUUCAGUUGCUGUAUCACUUCUCGUUUUUGUGACAUCUUAAA
Molecule: messenger RNA, 3673 nt
Organism: Eublepharis macularius
Lineage: Eukaryota; Metazoa; Chordata; Lepidosauria; Squamata; Eublepharidae
Gene: GLRB
Product: glycine receptor beta
Exons: 8
Coding region: 156-1373 (405 amino acids)
Biological process (GO): chloride transmembrane transport; chemical synaptic transmission; signal transduction
Cellular component (GO): postsynaptic membrane; synapse; neuron projection
Molecular function (GO): neurotransmitter receptor activity; extracellularly glycine-gated chloride channel activity; transmembrane signaling receptor activity
Source: RefSeq, a predicted model, not a curated record